Pseudo-nitzschia multistriata is the source of this 1752-nucleotide messenger RNA. The record is from the annotation of a GenBank genome assembly. Lineage: Eukaryota; Bacillariophyta; Bacillariophyceae; Bacillariales; Bacillariaceae.
AAGAAUCAUUUCGUACCGCACCAUCAAUCAUCGGUUAAACAGAAAGAAGGAUCGACGAAAAGACUCAAUACCAAAGCCUUGUUUUCCUUGGAAGUAGCAGGACAGUUCGUUCGGCGACAACCAUAGUCAAAUCUAUCCCACGACGAGAAAAUGGAAAAUAAUAUUUGGACGAUUGAUUGAUUGAUUGAUUGAUUGGAUUGAUAUUUUUCUAUUGCUGCUAGACGGGAUCAUGGAAUUUUCUUCUUUGAAUUCUGCGCCGGCACUUGUGCCACACGCGAUUUCUCUCUCUCUCCAAGAUUGGUUCCAUUCUUCUUCAUCGGUGCUGCCACAAGUGCUCUUGAUGGAUGGCGGUGUGUCGACAGUAAGUAAUUCACCAGCGAAGCCAYACGGCAAGCUUCUGAGAAACAUACAUUGUAGCAUCCCUUUUCACCCAAUUAUCUCGUAUGCGCUUCCAUUCUUUUAGCAUUUGGAGAAUAUCAUCUCUCCCAAAAGCUUCUGCAAUCGGUCUCUCUGGUCCUCAUCUUUAUUGUUGUCAGAGGAGGGGAGAGAUUUCAUAGUCAGAGGUCACCAAGAUUGGUUGAGUUCGGGAUGCGACAUUUUGACCACCGUCACAUACCAAUGCCAUUACGGCCUUGUCCAGGCUGACGUCCCCCAAAACCCAUCAAUCAYCCGCGGUUGUAAAAACRAUCUUAGCACCGCCAUAGCCGCAACGGCUACGGAAGCGGCGCAGGGUUUGAACAAGGAAGAAGGAAUCGGCAGUGACGAGAUGCAGGGACUUGAUGCAACAAAACCGACACAAUUCAAAAUGAGAGAGAUGAUGGUCGAUGGGAUCUUCUUGGCCAGAAAAGCAAUCAAGGAACGCACUGAACCACGACGUUUGACGUCGUUCUCGACGCCAUUUGUAGCUCUCGGGCCUUUUGUCGUUGCAAGCACUGGUCCCUAUGGUGCUGCAAUGGCCGACGGGUCCGAAUACACCGGCAAGUAUCCACCCCAUGUCACGAGAGAAGCGUUAGUGUGCUUUCAUUCCCGCAAGGCCCACACAUUGCUGGUGGAAGGAAAACCGGACGGCAUUGCGGUCGAGACGAUUCCAAACCUUCAGGAGGUCGGGGUCGUAUGCGAGGUGUUGCGGGAUUUGCAGCAGCGUCGAGAAGAUCGAGAACCGCCCGUCGCUUGCUGGGUAUCACUGGCGUGCCGAAACGGAAACGAAUUGAACGAUGGCCAUACCAUAGAAGAGGCUCUUCGGCUCAUCCAAUUGCACGAUCCGAACGGGAAAUGGAUAACCGCGGUUGGUAUAAAUUGUUGCGACAGUGCAUUCAUAGCCUCGCUCGUUAGAACUCUGAUAAGGGUAGAUGGUGGCCGCCGCAGCAUUGUAAUUUAUCCCAAUUCGGGAGAGAACUGGGAUGCUGCGAACGAGGACUGGACUGAGGGUUCCGGGGCCRCCGACCACCAAAUCGCAGAUCGGUUGAUGGAGGCUAUUUCCAUCAUUCGAGACGCUUUUCAGACCGAACGCACAAGCGAAGCAUUAGCAGAGACGAACAAAGAAGCGCCGAAGCAUCGCGUUCCGAAAAUAGUUAUAGGGGGUUGCUGCAGGACAAAUCCUGCUACAAUGGUCCUGCUUCGUGAGAAGAUAGACAGUAUGAACAUCGAUACUUAGAAAAGAACCUAUACCUUUCAAUAACAAGGACAUGCUAGCUCGAAUACAAUUGCGUCAAUUACGUACUUGACUCUCGAGAAUAUAAACAUAUUUUUUAA